Molecule: messenger RNA, 3009 nt
Organism: Purpureocillium takamizusanense
Lineage: Eukaryota; Fungi; Ascomycota; Sordariomycetes; Hypocreales; Ophiocordycipitaceae
Product: DNA-binding transcription factor
Exons: 4
Coding region: 694-2052 (452 amino acids)
Biological process (GO): regulation of transcription by RNA polymerase II
Cellular component (GO): nucleus
Molecular function (GO): RNA polymerase II cis-regulatory region sequence-specific DNA binding; DNA-binding transcription factor activity, RNA polymerase II-specific
Source: RefSeq, a predicted model, not a curated record
CCCAAGGCCCGGGCCCAGGGGGCGUGGCCCACCAUCUAUCAAAUCGCGAAUCCCAAUGGACUCACACCAAGCACGACCACGACCAUACUAGGUACGGUACCUACUACAGUGCCGUGCGAGUACGUAUUGCAUAUGGCUGGGAUGACGAGACCUGGAUCACUUGCGAAACCCCCGGCCAUGCCGCGCUGGGAGUGCGAGCGAGAGCCAAGAUCUUUGGAUCAGCACCCAGACGAUUGGCUUCACACCCCUCCCGGCCUCAUGCCCCGGCCUUUCGCUUGAGUGACGCUGCGCAGGCGUUUGCCGCGUCCCCAAAUAUCGGGGCUCAACCUCAACUCCAUCUCCAUGUGCCCAGGCGUAGAUACAUAACAACCUCUCCUCCCCCGACCACACCCCACCACUUUCCGGUCGUUUGGGUUCCCUCUCUGCAUACAUAUACCAAGCCUCUUCCCUUGCUCCCUGGGUCUCACCAUCGCACAAACCAACAUCGAGUCCACUUGCAAACUGCUGCUGCCGCUGCAAGAGGGUGCUUCUGUCAGGGCACUCCACGGACUCGUCUUCCUCCUUCAUAUAAGUCUGUCGGUCUGGCUCUCGGAGCAAGACUGACUUUCAACCGACAUCCUGGCUCUCACGGCAUCACCCGCGGCGCCCCCGAACUGGGGACGCUGGCCACAACAACUCCCCCACGACUUUGCCAUGAUGGACACUCCGUCCUUCAUGGGCUACGACUCGCGGGGUCACCCCCCGCAGCAGCACAUCCAGCGACCCAUGGCUCAUCAGUAUGUCGUCGCGCCCGCUUACACUGCCGGGCCCAUGACCACUCUCGCCGCGCCGCAAUAUCCGACCCAGCAAGCCUUUGCCUACGUGCCGUAUCAAAGCCCGCCGCCGUCCACACCCAUUGGCUCCCCCUACAAGCACGAGGCGCCGAGAAUGGUGGGCCCUGAUGUCGAGGCUGCUCGGGGUCUACCCUAUCGCCGCGGCUCUCAACAGCUUCACGAGGGACGGAUGCAGUCCCCAUCAGCCCGAAGCGAGUCUCAGGCUUCGACUGCGCACUCUGUCGGCUCGAACCCCAACGCAAACUCAAAGACGAUCACCUACAACGAGACAAUCGACCCCGCGGACCGUGUCAACUUUGAGACCGAAGUGGACGAGCUCAUGAAGGUCAUCCAACAGAAUGACGAUGACGAGGAGGCCAAGAGCACGGUAGGCACUCCUGCACAGACCCCAAACGCCGAAUCAGCCUCCGGGUCGCAGAGCCCUGCCAGCUUUAGGCAGCCUUCGACGCCUGCUCAGACGGAACCCAAGCCCAAGAAGAAGUGGGUUUGCGACGGGCCGAGCUGCAACAAGCGAUUUGUCCAGAAGACUCACCUCGAUAUUCAUCGUCGGACCCACACUGGACACAAGCCCUAUGUGUGCACCAAGGACAACUGCGGCCUCACGUUCUCGCAGAGAGGCAACCUCAAGACGCACAUGCGGCGCCACACCGGGGAGAAGCCAUAUGCUUGCAGCAUCUGCGGCAAGCUUUUUGCCCAGCGCGGCAAUGUCCGGUCUCACGAGGAGACGCACAAGGGCCUCAAGCCUUUCAUCUGCAGGCUUGAUGAUUGCAACAAGACAUUUUCCCAGCUAGGCAACAUGAAGACUCAUCAGAACAACUUCCACAAAGACACACUUCAGGGCCUGACAUCCUUGUUUGUCAAGUACGCUCGCAUGGGCGAGGUGCCUGAGGAGCACCAGGAGCUGUUUGAGUACUUCAAGGUUCACUACAAGAACAGCAACAAGGGCAUUAAGGGCCGCGGCAAGGCACGAACGGUCGCACCCAAGACAAAGGCCGAGCCCUCAGUCUCCACCACCAUGGGUUUCCCGCAUCUCCCGAUGCCCAGCCAGCAUCAGACAUAUGUGCCGGGACCUGCCAACGCAAUGGCCUCGAUCCCCCGCCACGCAUCAACUGGGGGCUACCCCAUGUUCGAGCAGCAUGCCGACCACAGCGGCGCGGCUGGCAUGCUUUACGACGACGAACAAUCGCGCCAGAUGGCAUUCAGCGACCGCCUGUACUAAUAUACGGCCUAAAUAUACUUAACGACGACAUGAUUACGGAGAGCAUGACACGAAGCCACCAGCCCUCGGGCCAAGGCGCUUCGCCGGGAGGCGGCGCAUCUAUUUGACAGCAUUCACGACACAAAAGUUUUUGAUCCAUGGAGCCCUUUGAGGCCAUCCACCGGCAAGGGGAGGUUGUUGUCUAUUUUGUUUCUUGCCUUGACUUGGUUUUCCAGCACGUGCAAGCGGGGGUCGGCAGCGCUGCAAGUUCGUUCGAUAUCUUUCAUCUACUUUCUGCAAAACCUGGGUCUGGCAAACUGUCUGCGAUUGCAGUAAUCAACCAAAAAAGCGGGGAGGCAGCGCUCAUUUUUUUUCCCCUGUGGGAGGGGAGGGGGGAGGCCUUGGUGUUUUCUGAGAGCCCCUGAUCUCCCAUGCCACUCGACGACAUCCCUUAUCCAUCAUCACCGCCUGUACUCUCAACCAUAUUUAAUUGUCUUUGUACGUCAGUCUGGAGAGGAUUCUACUGUGUGCGCUUGCUUAGGGGACAAAGGAGGGAGGCGGCGGCUUGGGACAUGAGUGUUUGAGCUCCAUUGACAAGUCAAUGACAAACCACAAGUCUCGGAUAAGUAGUCCGCCGAGGGUGUAUUGUUCGGUCUUGGUACGGAAGUGCCUUGGUGGUGCGUUUGCUUUGCCUUUCCUGUCCGCUCUUCUGUGGGGCAUGCAGAUGGAAGGAAUCGAUGGAGGGAUUGAGUCUUGUCUCUGCGGCCGCCAUGCAAGGAGAAACAGUACCUGCUGGCGCGUCGGGGGUGGAAGACACGGGGGCGUGGAGGCAACGAGAAUGCUCGUUGAGCAGUAUCAUCUAGUGUAACUUGCGGGCAGUAGGCCCUGUGUUUCUGCUCCUCCGAGGUGCUACGUGUAUGUGCGCAUGCACAUGCGACGCUUCAGGGAACAAAUAAAGACACCAUCGUUGCGCUGUCC